Molecule: messenger RNA, 2013 nt
Organism: Linnemannia hyalina
Lineage: Eukaryota; Fungi; Mortierellomycota; Mortierellomycetes; Mortierellales; Mortierellaceae
Source: the annotation of a GenBank genome assembly
AUGAGUCAACACGAACAAAACGCAGUCGGCUCGAUCGACCCAUUCGCCCACACCUCAAGCAGCAAAGUCAACGCUGGCUCCGUCCCAUUAAGGGUCAACUCUGACAACCUCUAUGGAUCUACCCACCAUUCCGCAAGCCCGCCCGUUGGAGGCGAGGUCUGCCAACAGAGUCAAGCCCCCCACGACCCAUCCUCGGCUUCCAAAAUACCAGCAAUAAUAACCACGACCACAACAAAAGUAACAACGGAAUCUACGACCACUCAAGGUAGGAAACCGUCCUUGACUGAUACAUUGAUUGCUGGCGCCGCCGCCGCUGCCACAACAGCUACCAACGCGGCGACCAAUGCAGUUAUAGCUGCACGAAGACUGGUGGGCAACGACAAAUCAUCCGAAAUCGACCUCAACAGCGAGACACCCGAUACCGUUCAGACCGAGGAGACUUCAUCACCGUCCAAGGGCGGCAUUUUCAACUUUUUGAAGUUUUCAUCCACCAACAAUGGACUCUCUUUCUCUCAACGCAAACUGUCAUCCCACAAGCACAAGGGCCAUUCAUCCCACCGCCACCACGUAUCGUCUGCAACAGCUGCAGCUGCAACCGUUCAUCAUGACGCCAUACAACACCCUAUGAAAAGCGUAAUGCCAAACAACACCACCACUCAGACAACCGCACAGGACAGCAACACGCAACACACCCUGCAAAAUUCCAUGCAACACCCGAUGCAGGACUCUUCGCAAGACUCCAUGGAGCAACAACACCCUGCGCAGGAGGAACAACAGGACUCUAUGCAGCAGCAACAAAAUCCCAUGCAACAAGCCAUGCCAGCGCCAGCGCCUACAAACAUAACCUUUUCCGAGGAACCACCAAUCAUGAGAACCAACAACAAUGCACCAACUUCAACCACCUCCACAACCGCCGCCGCGCCUACCACUUCAUUCCUCCCAAGGAGAGGCAGCAUCGCCCACCAAACAGCCUUCCUGAGAGAACCCCACAACACCUUUUACGUCACCCACCAAGGCGGCGCUAAUAGUCAUGCCCUCGGUGUCGACCAACCCUCAGUCUCCUCAACCUCCAAAACCAUAAAGACCAAGACCCAUUCCGGCCUAGGCGUCGACAAACCCCUCUACGUUGGUGUCCACGACGACCCCAAGACCCAAGCCCGCAUACGCGGCAGUCUCCACGUCGACAAAGAACCCGUCUUCUCACAGCAUGCUCUCAACGACCCAAAUAACAAGGGACAGAACUCGCAUACGGGAAACCUGGUUGAAGCCAACUCUGUUACUGAUAAUGAGAACCCAGCUCCCUUGAAGGAUUCAGUCCCUCCCCGUCGACGAUUGCCCAACAACGGUUUGAAUGUCGACUCUCCCUCUGUCGCGACUAGUAACAUCGCUGGAUCGGGCUCGACCGACAACACCAACACCAACCGCCCCAAGGGAACCUACAACUCUGGAUUCAACGUCGAUCGCGCGGGACACCAUGACCAAAAGACCUCUGGCUUCGGAGUCGACAAACCUGCAAUCGUCACCCACCACUUGGCAACCGCCCCCAAAUUGCAAAACCCCACCCCGAUUGUCCCAAAAACCACAACAACCAACAGCAGGAGCCGCUCCCCAACCCUCAACCCACAAAACAGUACCAUCCACCCAUACUCCACCACAACCACAACCUCCGAGACCGUGAUCGACCCCGCAGAGAUGGGUCCCACAGUCACCUACCAGAACCCUGCCAACCUCUCAACCUCUGCGCCAGUCGACCCCAUAGUCAUCCCUGCCGAUUACAAAGGUCCCAUCCCACAAGUCAACCCUGGCGAGAAGAUCAUCUGGGUCAAGAAGACUGUUGUUCAGACAGAGUACUAUGACGGCCCUCAUGACAACACCGGUAGUACCAUGCCGCCAGCACCUACACAGGAUUCUGGUAUCCAGAACCGUCGUGGCAGUACAGGCUCAUUAUUGGAUCGUAUCCGUGGUCGCCGCUCUAGUGUCGUCUCGACGGACAAGGGCAAGCAACGAACGUAA